This is a messenger RNA of Astrephomene gubernaculifera, 459 nucleotides long. NCBI's taxonomy places the organism in Eukaryota, Viridiplantae, Chlorophyta, Chlorophyceae, Chlamydomonadales, Astrephomenaceae. The record is from the annotation of a GenBank genome assembly.
GCGUGGGCGGUGCUGGCAGCCCGGGUGGCGGCGUGAGCGGCGGUGAUGGCUGCCCCGAGGGGUGCAUGGAGUCGUUGGCGCUGAUGGCGAGUGACCCAGGGGUCAUGUUGCGGGCGGCGCAGGCGCUGGGGGCGCCAGGCAGCUUCAACCUGCGCGGCGAGAUCGUCCGCUUCGUUGUUGCGGAGGACCUGUUCGGCUGCUGCGCGGUGGAAUACCAGCCGGCCGCACUGGCGGUGAAGCGCGCCAUACUCAAGUGGGCGGGCUCGGAGCAGGCGGGUGCCGUACAGCUGUGCAAGUUCAUGGCUGAGAACUCGGGUGGCUGGCAGGGCCUGCAGCCGGAUGAGCUGCUGGGCGACAUCGGGGGCCUGCCGCCGGGGCUGGCGGCGUGGGCAACCGCCGCCAGGGUGCUGCGUACGGCACACCUGCACGCGGCACUGCCGCCGCCGCUGCAGCAGGGGC